Molecule: messenger RNA, 1501 nt
Organism: Xenopus laevis (African clawed frog)
Lineage: Eukaryota; Metazoa; Chordata; Amphibia; Anura; Pipidae
Gene: isg20l2.L
Product: interferon stimulated exonuclease gene 20kDa like 2 L homeolog
Exons: 4
Coding region: 270-1379 (369 amino acids)
Source: RefSeq, a predicted model, not a curated record
GAGACAGUUGGCAGGCACAGACACUAAUAAUUACUGUUCUCGGUUCUCAUCUUCCCUCGGCUCUUGGUUGCUAUGGAAAGUGACGUCAGAACCCGGAAGUUUGUACACAACUUCCUUUCCGCUUCAGCCCUUGUGCGAGGCAAGGACAUGAUUUUCCCUCUCGUUCCUCCCUCGGGAUGUUUUAUUCACAAGAGUAAGGAUUGUGGGACUAUGCAAUUGUUUAUCCAUACAUAGUUUUUAUUAAUUCUGUCCCACCAUACAACUUGGUCAUGUCGGACCUGCUUUUAAAUUUGGGUGUGGAUUUCAGCCAGCCUUCUGGACGGGCUGGACCCACCAACCAGAAGCACAAACGCUUCAUUAAGAGAAGGAAGUUCUUGGAGAGAAGAGGUCUACUGAAACAAAAGCAGUGCCCGCCGAGGCCAAACCGUCCCUUGCCGACCAAUAACUCAGGGCAACAAAUCAACUCAUGGGCCCAAGACAAGAGAAAAGGGCAACAAGGCGAUACCUGGAACCAAUUUAAUAGGACUAAUACAACAAACAGCAGCACAAGCUGUAAUGGUUUUCAUCAGCAAAAAGCACCUGUCAAACAGCAAGGACAGCCAAUCCAGUCUAGUACCCGGACAGUCCAUUUUAACUCUGGGCCACAUCCGUGCCGUUUUGCUACUUUUACUCCAAAGGAAACAUCAAAGGCCAUUUUUAAGGGUCCAAGCUCAUCAGAACCAGCAAGGGUGAAUGGGCAUACCUUCUACACAAAGGUUCCGAUUUUUCCAGGGCAACCCCAGGACAGCGUCCUGAGUGAGUUUGAAAGUGGCCUUCCUUCCCUCCCUUCUACAACUGGCCCAUCUCACAAAGCCGUAGCCAUAGACUGCGAAAUGGUGGGCACUGGACCGAAUGGAAGAAAUAGCGACCUGGCCCGUUGCAGCAUUGUAAACUGGUUUGGGGAUGUGAUGUAUGACAAAUACAUUAAACCCAAAAGUCCCGUGACUGAUUAUAGGACUAGAUGGAGUGGAAUCAGAAGGGAACACCUGGUGAAUGCCACUCCUUUUGACGUUGCACAAAAAGAGAUACUUAAGAUCCUCAGUGGGAAGGUAGUGAUUGGACAUGCUAUCCACAACGACUACAAGGCCCUAAAUCAUUUCCACCCCAAGGAAAUGACCCGGGAUACAUCUAAGAUCCCUCUCCUGAAUCGCAGGGCUGGCUUCCCGGAAAAGGAAGUCGCCUCUCUUAAGCGACUUGCCAAGCAGCUUCUGCACAAAGAUAUCCAGACUGGCAGACAAGGGCAUUCAUCAGUAGAAGAUGCCAAGACCACCAUGGAACUGUACCGGGUUAUAGAAGUGGAAUGGGAGAGAGAAUUGGCAGCUGGCCAUGUUCAACAGUGACACGAGCAUUGUCAAUAAUGGGCACGGGAUGCAUUUGUUAUUUUUGUAGAUCUUUUGACGAAUUCAUCCUGCAAAAUAUAUUGGUAUACUGACCUCACAAUAAAUUGUGAACGUUCAGCCAA